This is a messenger RNA of Owenia fusiformis, 857 nucleotides long. Lineage: Eukaryota; Metazoa; Annelida; Polychaeta; Sabellida; Oweniidae. The record is from the annotation of a GenBank genome assembly.
GAAAUAGAAGAAAUCACAGAACAAAUCACGUCAAAUAAUGUGAAACUAGCAAAGGCCCAGGAAGAGAUCAGUGAUCUAAAGAUACAAUGUAAGGUUCUUGCUGAUAAUUCUGAUACCCAAUCCUUUAAAACGGUCCAAAGUAAGCCUAAACCAACAGAGGUGUCAAUCGAUUCUAUCGAGAAGUCGAAGCCAUCAGUAGCCCUUAUCGGUUCUUCGAUUUUGAGCUUGGUGAAAACAAGUCGUAUGCAUGAUAUGGACGCCUACUUAGAACAUGCAUACACCAUACCACAAGCCAGAAAAUCUCUGGAAAGUUUAAAGAAGCCAGAUGUUGUAGUAUACCAGGUUAUUAGCAAUGAUAUCAAAGAUAGUCAAAAAACGGACACUGACAUAAUCGACGAGAUGCAUACUCUGGUAAAUGAGACUAAGAGGAAACUUGGAAAUACGAAGAUCGUUCUAUCUUUACCACCACCAAGAAGCGACAAUGAAUUAUGGAACAUUAGAUCAGCAUCCAUAUCAGCCCAGCUACAAGCCAAAUAUCAUGAUGAUCGACAGGUUACAUGCUCUCUAAACAGCAACCUUGGAAGAAAUGGAACCCCAAACACAUCUUUAUACAGAGACGGAGUUCACCCAAACGAAAGGGGUACAUCAGUUCUAUGUAAAAACAUCCUCGAUUGCAUUAGGAAACUAUGUAACAUCACUCCCCCACAAAGGUUUGGUCCUAAGAGACCAUUUCAAGGCCAGAGAAAGUGGUUUGAUAGAUGGUGAAACUAACCAUCUAAACACACCAUUUGUUAAUUACUGAAAAGUACAUGUAGUGUUGGGUAUGAAAUACCAUUUAUAUUAAGUCUUAGUACAAG